Cyclospora cayetanensis is the source of this 3606-nucleotide messenger RNA. RefSeq lists its product as uncharacterized. Gene Ontology annotation, biological process: receptor-mediated virion attachment to host cell. Lineage: Eukaryota; Apicomplexa; Conoidasida; Eucoccidiorida; Eimeriidae. The record is from RefSeq and is a predicted model, not a curated record. The transcript has 9 exons. Gene Ontology annotation, cellular component: cell outer membrane. The coding region runs from base 1 to 3606 and encodes 1201 amino acids. Gene Ontology annotation, molecular function: protein binding.
AUGGGGGAGGCGGAGAGGCCCUCCGUGCUUGAAAGUGAAGCAUCCCCCUUUCCUAGUAGAGAAGAAGAUGGGGCAGCGGCUGCCGCUAUUGCCGCAGCUGCGGCUGCCGCUGCAGCUGAUGGUUUGGUGUUGCGCGGUGGCUCUCGAGGUCCUUCCGACGCCGCCACUGAGUCGGAUGCGUCUGAGGGGCUGUGUUCUCAGUCUCCGUCGAUAGAUCAACUGGAUACUGAGGGGUUGCCUCAUCAACGUCAGCAUCUCAUAAGGCGGCCUGGGCAGCAAGGGCAAACCGCGCAUUCAGGAGUAGCGGGGGAUAUCGCGGCAAGCACGCCAGAUGAGAGCUCCAGCGGACUUCCCUUUCGGCAGGUUAUAAACGCUGCAUGCACGUCUUCAAGUCUUCAACGAAUUGCUGAGUCUUUUCGCUUUGUCGAGCGGGCUCCGUGCAUCUGCGCAGAUGCCCGCAGUUGCACAUUUGGCGGCGGGGUGGGGCAGCUGCAGCAGAGGCAACGGCGAGAGGUGCUGCGAAUGCUUAUGCAGGAGGAUUCCUUGUCCCCUGAUCAGCAGAAGCGAGAAGAAGCUGAUCCAUUUUCCCUGUUUUCAACGAAUGUAGCGGCUCUUGCUUCUUCGUGCUGCGACAGGCAUGCCCCCCCAAGGGGACCAGUACAUGGCAACGAUGGCAGUCCUAAUGGCGUUUUUAAUCGCAGUGAAAAUGCAGUCCCCUCGAAUGCUGCCAAUGAAGCUGGUGCGGGGUGCAACUGGGAGAUCUUCGCGGCUGCCCUCGAUAAGGAGCUGGAUGCCAUCAUCGACACGCUCGACACCAGUGGAAUACUGGAAAAGAUGCAGCACUCUCUCGGCGCCUCCCUCUCCCCCGCCGUUUUCGCCUACCCCAAGAUGCAAGAGGCGCGGGCUCUAGAGGCGGCAAGCCAGGAGGCAGCCAACGAUACGAACCCCUCAACUCCUGCGGAUACUCUUCCAGCGCUACAUUCUGACUCCUUGACAGCGGCUUCUCGAGCAGCGGUUCCUGCAGUAGCCGACGAGGAGACCCCCCCGCAGGUGGAGUGCGGUGGCAUCUUCGCUGCCCUUGCCGCAGUGGAGGCGCACUGCAACGAAAUUUCCAAGAAGUUCGGUGAAAAGCUCACCAUGCUUCGGCGCAUGUAUCCACAGUGGCACCAGCAGCACCGGUGGAACCAGCAGCAGCAGCAGGAGCCGCAGCAGCUAAAAUACCACCACGUGAAGCCUUACAAGCCUCUGUCGUUCCAUGAUCGAGGGUCGCAUAUGCCGCUGUUUCCGUACCGCAACACAGCUUGUCCGCCGCCGUCCUUGUUGCAGCUUCGAGAACGCCGCAACAGGUUGCACAAGCUGUCUGAAAGGAAGGGGAGCUGGGAAGUGCGUGAAGAUCUGCCUCAUGUCAACGCCUCCUUCCCAGAUGCCGCUUGGUUCUCCCUUGGGUGCUGCGCGGGCCGCAUGUGGCGUCGGCUGCUGCUGGAAAGCGGCGUAAGCGCAAGCCACCAGCUGGAGCUGCUCAGGCUGCUGCAGGGGGAUGACCUCGUAGAGGGCUGCUUCGUGAUUGACACAGUUCGUAAGGACCGCACUCUGUCGCGGCGGGUUGUCGCAGGCCGUCGGGGACGUCGAGAGUUUAUGGAUGCUCUGUGUUUGCCGCAUGCAGUGGUGCGGGGGUGGGUCGUGCGGUGUGACAGGGAGCGAGAUCUCAUGCUGCUACGCCUCGUGGGAGUGGAGGUUUAUCCGGAGGCAAGUGCUUCCCAGGAAGAAAAGCAGGAAGAAACGUCCACGACUCCCAACCAGACAGCGGGAAGAGGGGCGGCUUGCGCGCCUGCGAGGGGCACACCGACGGGCACCCACGAGGGAGCCGAUUACCUCAAGAGGCGUCUGCUGAGAGCAGAAGUUGACAUCGGCAGCAGCGGGCUCUAUGCAGCCCUACCAGUCGCCUCUAUCCCCCGCUAUGAGUUUGUUGGCGGGCAGGCGAGCGGCUGCUGCGGCCGAUUCGUUUGCGCUGGUACAUCGGUGCGUGUCUGCCUGAAGCGCCGCGCAGCACCUGCAGGGAGCUGUGCGACCCUUGCGGGAGGCUUUCAGCGCAGCAGCAAUGGUGGAGUCGUCGAGCGCCUUGCAAAGCAGCAGCACCAGCCUUUGUUGGAUGAGACAACACUUAACGCAGCUCACGCCCACGUCGAGGCAUCGGUUGCACUGCCCGAGGACCUCCAGGGCAACCCAACGCUUGUGGAGCUUCUCCAAGAACCUUUGGGAUUUUCAGCAGCAUUGCCUUACGACGCUGCUCAUCCGCAGCCCGAGGAGGCGGACUUUGAGCAGAUUCACGCGCUGCAGAUGCCUUCAAAGGCAGAGUCGAGGGAGCCGCUGCGUUGGUGGGAUGGCGGCUCCGGGUUGUUGCAGAGUCGUUUGCCGUACAUGUUGCGCUCCAGUGGUGCCUUCAUGAAUCCAGUUGCAACACACCGGCGCCUUCACGCCUUUUCCGCUCUCCAUCUACUGGGGAUGGCUCUUGCUCCGCAAGCGAAAGUGUCGGUUGCCGAUAGCAACCCUCCGAAAGGUGCCAGUGGGGGCAGGAAGCGUGCAACGAAUGAUGGCAACAUGGUGCUCGUGUAUACAGAGGCAGAGGCUUGGGAGGCUGCCUUGAGGCGGCUCGGCGAUGGCUGUUUCAUGUCGCUUCUCAAUGCUGCAUCGCCGUGUGAAGCAAUACGGUGUGCGCUUGCGAGGGCCGAGAGGAACCCUGCAGUGCGAGCAGGAGGUAUUGGGAGACUUUUGGCUCAGGAGCAGGGUGCCGACUGGGCGAAACGCAGGCUCAAAGCCGGCGUGGCGUGCGCGAGGCGCGGCUACCUCGAUCAAGCCCUCCAGCUAUACGACUCUGCCCUGCAGCUUCAGCCGAAUUAUGCCGAUGCGCUUAUUGCCAGGGGGGCUGCGUAUGCCAACAAGCUGGACUAUGAGAAAGCCGCGGCAGAUUUAGACGCCGCCCUUGCUUUGGAACCCGCCAACAAGAACGCUGCGAAAUACCGUGCAAUUGUGGCUGAGCGAAUGGAGGGCAAAGAGCAGGGGAAGCCUGCCGCGUCCGGCGAUCGCGACAAAACACCGUCCCCAGAUAGGAAACAAUGCAAGUCUCCCGAGCAUGCACGCCUGCAUGAACUCCGUGCCAGUAGGGCUACAACGAUCAUUCGGAGAACUCCUGGCUCCGCAUCACGCUCCGUCUCGAGAAAUGCACUGACGAGUGCAGCAGCUGCGGCGAAUGCGAUCCUGGAGCAGGCCGCUGCAUCGGGGAUGGGAAGGGGAGCCUCAUCUCUGCUAGGAACCAGCAGCGCAGUGGACCGGAUUCGCAGCCAGCAGGAGCAGCAGCGUCAGCACCUCUUACACCUGCAGCAGCAGAAGCGCCGAGCCGAGUUGAUGCAGAAACAGCUGCAGCACAGUCAAAAAAUGGAGCGCCAAAUCUUGGAGAAGAAGCGCAUAGAGCAACUUCGCCUGCAGCAGCAGAUAUCACAGCCUUCAUCAUCCCACUCGAGCAACAGGAGCAAGGAAAAGUCGAAUAAGAGUGACAAGAAAAGCUCGAAAAGCAAGCGGAAGCGAAAGCACAGCGACUCUGAUAGCUGA